Molecule: messenger RNA, 1023 nt
Organism: Glarea lozoyensis ATCC 20868
Lineage: Eukaryota; Fungi; Ascomycota; Leotiomycetes; Helotiales; Helotiaceae
Exons: 1
Coding region: 1-1023 (340 amino acids)
Source: RefSeq, a predicted model, not a curated record
AUGGCAACAACCAACCAUUCAUAUCAUCCACAGCUCUUGAACCUCCCCCGUGAACUACGCGACACAAUAUGGAACCUCACUCUCACCCCCAGAAUCCUAAUAAUCCUCCCCCAACUCCCCCUCUACGGCCGUCACGACCAAAUAGCCUCAUACGACACCACCGGCGAAAACCUGUCCGACCUAGAAACCGACAGCAUCUCCCGCCGCUCGCACUCCACGACUCUCACAACCUAUUUCCGUCUCGCCUUCAAAACCCUCCCCGACGACUGGUUCACCGACCGCGUCCCCCGCGGUAAAAACGUGUUUUACAAGAAAUACGCAACCAAUCUGGCGUGUAGAUGUGUGAACCGCCAGGUUUUUGCGGAGACGGCCGGGGUGCUUGAUAGGAUUGCAAGGGUGUUAAGGGAUGGGAUUCAGUUACGACAGAUCAUAGAGCCUGCACGUCCUGCGUUUCUAGAUAUGCUAGGUCAGAGCGUAGUGAUUCUCGCAUGUGGACGCGCUGAUACGCUUUCCUUUCUUCUCACUACUGCGACUGCGACGCUGGCGAGUGUUAAAUCCGUGUAUUUUGCUAAAGAGAUGAUGUAUUCCUGGGAUGUUGGGCUUGUUCGUAGUCUCUGGGGAAUCCAAGAUAGAGACACGACGGAACAUCUUGGAGUCAUGACACGGCUUUUGAAAGCUCGUUUACCGAAUCUGAGGGAGUUUGCUUUUUGGGCUCCUCUUCAGGAUUACAUUAUGUUUUGGGAAGAUGAAUAUCCGUUUGAUUUAGUGGAGGAUAUUUGUGAGCUGUUUAGGCAGGGAACGAUUGAUCUUUUGCAUAUCGUGGUGGCGAGGGAUGGGAAUCCUGAUGAGACGCAGAGUAAUGGGGCUACAAGGCAUUUCACACUUGAGGAUGCGCAUGAGAAUUUUAUGAGUGAACAUGGGUUUGAAAUUACUGAGGAUAUAGAAGAAUUGCGGCUUGCAGAACGCAGAUGGUUUACAGAAGAUAUUGCAAGAGUUGGAACUUUGCGGCGUGUCAAAUCUUGA